Molecule: messenger RNA, 3052 nt
Organism: Danio rerio (zebrafish)
Lineage: Eukaryota; Metazoa; Chordata; Actinopteri; Cypriniformes; Danionidae
Source: RefSeq, a predicted model, not a curated record
UGUUCCAGAAAAGAGUUUCAUACAUUCAGAAAAGGGCCAAUAAACAUGAUUGAUCGGUGUAAAUGGCACCACUCAGCUGGGGAUUUAUCACUCUUGGAAGACAUAAAUAAAACACAAGGAUCAUGGAAAGCGUGCCCAGCAUGGCUCACUCUUUAAUCUGAGUGAACCUGGCGACAUCUCCCAGCACCCCAUCGAGUCAAAGCCAUGCCAAUAUGUCUAACUUAGUUUUGUUAUGUUACAGCCUGGUCAUUUCCAGCACGACCAAAUGAAGUUAAAGAAACAGUUAGUAGCCUAUUGCCCCCUUGAAGAUAGGAGUCAUUUUGCUUUUUGACUCGGAGUGCAGCCUCGUUUUCUUCAUUCACUAAAAGCUCCGUCUUGUCUGACGUACGGGUGUAAAGCGGACCGCAUCGCGACUCUCUGCAUUGUUGACGAUUUAUUUUUAGUCCGAAACCGCUGCCGGACUGGAGGUUCCGCCCACACGCGGUCCGGGUCGGCUGCUGCUGCUGUGGAUCCUCAAACUCCGAGUUGAUUCAGCCAGGACGAGCUGAGUUCUGCAGUCUGAGACCAUGGCAGAGGAAGUAAGACACUUCUUUGGGAAUACCACGCUUUUCCGUCGGCUUCUACCUCUACUCGGGUUUCUGUUCAGCGCCUGUGAUGGUGUGUGGUCAAACCAGGUGGUGGUUCCGGCACAGGUCACUUCAGUUCUGGGGAAGAACGUGACUCUUAGCUGCCGGAUGGAGAUGAGCUCGAACCUCAGUCUGACCCAGAGCUCCUGGGAGCGUCACUUGCCCUCCGGCAUCAUCACUCUGGCCGUCUUCAACCCUGUGUAUGGGACAUCUGUUGCUGAUGAGUACAGCAGACGGGUGCACUUCCUCAAGCCCUCGGUACACGAUGUGUCCAUUGUCCUGCAGGGAGUGGGCUUUGCCGACAUUGGGAUGUACACCUGUAAAAUGGUCACAUUUGAACUCGGAAACAUGCAGGCCUCCACAAAUGUUGACGUUAUGGUGGAGCCAAAGGUCUAUGUGUCUCCGGGCUCCUUGUCUCUGACGGCGGAUGAUGGUGAAACUCUGGUGGCGACAUGUACAGCUGAACGGGGCCGUCCCGCGGCCGAGGUGUUUUGGGAAUCAGAUCUGCCGGGUCAAACAGCAGUCGUCACACAGUCAGAGCCAGAGGGGACCACAACUACUCUAGUGCACUACGUCUUGGCCCCUACACGAGCCUCGCAUGGCCGCUCCCUCAGCUGUGUUGUUCGUCACCCGGCCCUUUCCAGAGAUUUCCGAAUACCCUACCGGCUCAAUGUGUUUUUUGUUCCAGAUGUUAUGGUGAUAGGCGGGAAGAAUGUGUGGUACGUUGGACAAAAAGACGUCCAGCUGGACUGUAAAGCCAAUGCAAACCCACCAGCCCUGUUUUACCUUUGGACCAGGCUGGACGCACUAAUGCCUGCAGGUGUAAACAUGCAUAAUGGCAGUCUAGUGUUUACUCGUCCUUUAGAGGCGACCGACUCUGGACAAUACAGGUGUGAAGUUCAGAACGAUGUUGGCCAGAACUUUCAUGACGUGCCCUUCUUGGUACUAGAUCCUCCACCCACCACUGCAGCCCCGACCACCACCACCACCUUCUCCAAGUCCCUCCACCCCGACACCAGUUUGACUAUCACGGCUCCAAUCAACCAGCGGGCCCACUUUAGCUCCCCGACUCGUUCCUCUCCGCGGGACGCCGAUCUGUCAACUCUCGUAGGUGGCAUUGUCGGUGGGAUCCUCAUCCUGGUGCUGCUGUUGGCUCUAGCUGGGGCUUUCUACAUGCGCCGUCGUCGGACAUUCAGAGGGGACUAUUAUACAAAACAAUACAUAGGCCCAUCGGACAUGCAGAAGGAGUCACAACUGGAUGUUCUUGAGCCGCACGAGCUUCAGGAUGUUUACGGAGACGAUUCGGGCAACGGCAGCCAGGAUUUGAAGCCCAAGCCUGAAGGAGACAUCAUUUACCCUGACUAUCCCAACGACCACAAAGACACGGAGGGUUGGGGCGACAAUCUCAGCCUUCAGAGGGAAGCCAGUUAUUAUUCUGACCACCACAACCAUCAUAAUGUGAACCCCAGUGGGCCGCCGCUGCACAACGGCUCCCCCUACCUGCGGGACGAGUGCUUCGAUAAUGCCACAGACAAUGAUUACGUGUCGCACAUCGACGGGUCCGUGAUCUCGCGCAGGGAAUGGUAUGUUUGAGAAGGACUUUUAUUAAACAGCCGAACAGUAAUUUAAGUAAAGCGGAGAAAGUGUUAUUUAAAUUGGGUGGACAGGCGAGAUGUGUAUGUUGUAUGAGUGGUGAGUAGUGCAGUCAAACAAUUAAUCGCGAUGUUUUUCACUUGGUGCGUUGAUCGGUUAGAUUGAUAAAACAGGAAGUACUGAUCCACAAUCAUACAGUAUGUUAAAUAUUUUUGUUUUGAUGUUUUUUUUUACAUUCGUCAGUAAAGUGAUAAAUGUUUCAGCGCAGUCUUUAAAGCCUAAAUGUUUAUUCCUGACCAAUGUUAAAUAAAACUUCAAGAACUUCAAGAAUAUUCGCACUUUAGUGCUUUAGAUUACUAAUUCCUGUAUAUAUAAAUAAAUAAUAUACGUUGGAUAUAAAUGUAAAUAUUUUUGUUGAUGCGAUUUAUGUAUAUGUGUGUGUUUAUAUACAUAAUCAAUAUAUACAAUUGGCACACAUGUAUUAAAUAAAUAUUAAAAAUUGUUUUGAUUAAUGCAAUUAAUCCCGAUUAAUCGUUUGACAGCACUAGUUGUAUGUAUUUUAUGUAUUCUCAGAGCUCCGUUUACGUUUUAUGCCUAGCAAAAUGGCUGUAAUUUGCUGCAGAUCUGUUCUUGGGGAUGUAAAGGGAGAGGUUUACAUGGUUUAUGAUCACAGGGUGGAUUUACACAAAGAAAACAAGUCUGCUAAAAUUAAGCUGCACUGUGUGCGUAACCCGUAGCAGUUACCACACCACUUAUGACUGUUAGCUUUCGAACCAGGUGCAGCACAGUCUUGCUUUUUUCCUCUCUCACUGCUUUUUUAUUAUUAAGUAUAU